Gastrolobium bilobum is the source of this 1355-nucleotide messenger RNA. RefSeq names its product protein LNK4-like. Lineage: Eukaryota; Viridiplantae; Streptophyta; Magnoliopsida; Fabales; Fabaceae. Gene Ontology annotation, biological process: circadian rhythm; regulation of DNA-templated transcription. Bases 219 to 977 code for a protein of 252 amino acids. The record is from RefSeq and is a predicted model, not a curated record. The transcript is spliced from 6 exons.
CUCUUAGGUAUAUUUUCAUUAAAAUAUGUACACUUGACUAAUACCCAAAACAACACACUCCUCUGUAUUUCAGCUGCCACAACUGAAAAAUACUGUGAACUUGUCAAGUUGUGUUCAUAGUUGACACUAUUCUCCUUCUGGGUUGAUUUCAAUUCAUCAAUCAGAACCUGGGUUCUCUCUAUAUUUUCUUCUGAUAAACCUCUGAAAGGUUAUUUGUCAUGGAUUUGUACUAUGGUUGUGGCGCUAAUGAUUUUCUUAUACCGAAAGAUCAAGAUUUAUUGGAUAGGGAUCCUUCACCAGAUAGUUGGUCAAAAUGGGAAAUGAGUGCUUCUGAAGCCUAUAAUUCACCCACAAAGUUUUUGAUCAUGGAUACAAAUGCUACAGAGGAAGGAUUCAAUUUCAUUGAUGAAAGUUUCAAUAAUGAAAUUGAGUUUAAACCUUCUGUGUAUGAUAAAGAUCAGUCUAGCAGCUCAAGUGUAUCUGGAGCUGAGCAAUCUUUUCAACAAACAGCAUUUUCAUGUGAUCAACCUAACUACCAGCUUCAAGACCUAUCAAGUUUCGAACAGAUGGAUAACAUUUUCUUGGAUUCUGUACUUGAAGAUUUUCCCUCUGUUGAAGACCUACACAAAUCCUUCUACUAUUAUCCUGAAAACCAUGGCAGCGAUUCACCUGGUGGUUUGCAGAAAGAUAUUUCAGCUUCAAAGUUUGUUCCAAGCCACUCAAACUCUGAGGAUUGCAUGGAUAUAAAGACAGUAAAAGUCUUGGACCCUUUUGAGCGGUAUAGUGGAGAUGACACUAUGCAUGAGCAGUCAUCUGUUGAGGAAUCUAUACUGCAGGAUCUUGAGAUGGUAAUUGCACAGUUCACUGUGAAUACUCGCAUUUGUUUCCGUGACGCCCUGUACUGCCUUGCCAGAAACAAUAAACAACAGCUGAAUUUGUUGCAUGCUUUGAGGCCAUGGUUCAAGCUAAAUGGCUAAAGAAUUUUAUUUCAGGCCUUGGAUUGAUCAACAAUAUUGAUAGGCAGUUGAAAAUUUAUUGUGAUAAUUCUGCAAUAGUCUUCUGUUCUAAAAACGACAAGUAUUCCAAAGGUGCUAUGCAUAUGAAGUUAAAAUACUUUGCCCUCAAAGAAGAGGUUAAAAAACAUAGUGUCAAUAGUGCAUGUUAGCACCAAUCGUAUCUUAGUUGAUCCCUUGACGAAGGGUUUACUGCCCAAGACAUUUAUUGGUCAUGUAUAUAGUAUUGGCAUUAUAUCAGCUAAUGAAUGUUGAUCAUUAUUGUUUUGUAUUGAUUAUUGACACUCUGAGCUCAUUAAUGUAUAUGUUUAUGAGAUUUUCCUGUUUUCAGCUUAUGCAUGU